GAGAGAUCUCUCGGAUGCGCUUAUUUUAAUCCCACGCCCACCCGGCGUUGGUUAGCGCGAUUUCUUUUCUGCCACUUUGUCCCUUUGAUUUUUUUUUGUUCUUUAAUUUUUCUGAAGAAGGAAGAAAGAAAGGGAGAGGGACUUAAUUUCUUCUCUUAGGUUUUCCGUGGAUCUCUCGCUAGGGUUUUUCUGGGGGCUGAGGGGAUUGGGAACGAUAGAUCGGGUUUCACUGAGGGCUGUGAGGGAGUGGGAACGAUAGAUCGUCGGGGACGAAGGAGAGGGAGCAAUUGAUGGAGACGGUGUCGAGAUCGAGCGAAGACGAGGAUGAGUUUGGGAGGAGUCAGAGCUCUUCCCAGAAAGUGGAGUUGACGGUGAUGUUGGAUGGGAAGAGUAGUGAGCAGAAACCGAGCACACCAACCACGCCAAGAUCGAAGCACUCGGCAACUGAGCAGCGUCGGAGGUGCAAAAUUAAUGAUAGAUUUCAGAUACUUAGAGACCUUAUACCUCAUAGUGAUCAGAAGAGAGAUAAAGCUUCAUUUCUUUUGGAGGUUAUUGAAUAUGUUAAAUUCUUACAAGAGAAGGUACAAAAGUAUGAAUACCAGGGAUGGGGUCAGGAAAAUGCAAAAUUAAUGCCAUGGAGUAACAGCCAAGGUCCCACAGAUGGUUUAUCUGACCCUUCUCAUGUCUUAAAAAAUGGACCUGUCCCCCCUGGGUUUAUGUUCAGUGGAAAGUUUGUUGACAAUAGCAUCCCUAUUGCGCCAACAAUGCUCUCGAACACACAGAAUGUAGCAGAACCAGACAUGAAUACUGGUACAGGUGCAGUGCUCGCUCCUUGUGCUUCUGUUGGAAGGGAAUCUGGUUUAACACUCCCUCAGGAGAGGUUAAUUUCAGAUUCAGAUAACAUGGCAUCCCAUGCUCAAUCUCAGUGGCAAAGAUCAUCAGGCCCGGCUGACUGUACUAUCGGUAGUGAUAUGUUGAAUAUACAAGAAGAGCUGGCCAUUGAUGAGGGCACAAUCAGCGUGUCUAGUGUCUAUACUCAAGGGAUAUUGACUACGCUAACACAAGCACUGGAGAGUUUAGGUAUAGAUCUGUCUCAAGCCAGCAUUUCCGUGCAGAUCAAUCUAGGUAAACGUGCAAAUAGUAGAAGACAGACUGCUACCACCACCAUGUCCAGUGCUAAGGAUCUUGAAGACCCCUCAGCUUUUAAUCAAGCAAUGGAAGACUCGAGAGUGGGGAGCAGUGGUGAGGAAUCUGAGCAAGCUCCGAAGAGGCAUAAAACUGAUAAGAGCUAAUGCUACAUGCUCGGAUCCUCUUAUUUAUCUUGUAAUCAUCCUCAUUCUGAAUCUAGGAUGAAUUUUCAAGCCUUUGCAGAUGCACGUAAUGGCAUUAUGUGUUCAUAUGGUUUCAUGACGAGGCUUCCAUCAUAAAUUGAGAAGCCACUUUUCAUUUCUGGCUUUCAAUCCUGUUAGAAGUCUCUUAUACCAAGUCACAGUACUUAAUCCAUGAAGGUACCGCGGAUAGCUGAUCUUCGUUGUUACUGUGUUUGUUUGUGAAUUAUGGAAAUCAUUAUCCUCGUCAUAUA
This is a messenger RNA of Phoenix dactylifera (date palm), 1582 nucleotides long. Its product is annotated as transcription factor BIM2-like. Gene Ontology annotation, molecular function: DNA-binding transcription factor activity; protein dimerization activity. Lineage: Eukaryota; Viridiplantae; Streptophyta; Magnoliopsida; Arecales; Arecaceae. Gene Ontology annotation, biological process: DNA-templated transcription. The record is from RefSeq and is a predicted model, not a curated record.